GACUCACUUGUCCUGGGUUUUUGUGUUUAUUUUCCGGAGGAUACAAGUCUCAGAUCUGGACUCUCUUCCCUGAAUUUGCUGAAAGCAGAGGAAGAGGAUUGUUGGGUUAUCCCCACGAGGCAGAAAGAGACAGGACAUCCCGGAUCAAACCCCCUUGUUACCAGCCUUCGGAGUCCUUGCCACAGUUUGGCGCAGCGCCUGCGUGAUCUGUUUAAUGUCUGUCCCCUCCGAGCCGUAACCCCCACCCGAAGAACCCCGCUGUGUUGCACACUGCUCUACCUCCAGAAGCUGGCACCCUCCCUGGCACAUGGCAGGCUCUACUGACGGUGAGCAUUGGUGCCUGAGAGCCAGCUCUGUCUCCCUGCCUGCCCACUCAAGUGGCGAUUCCCUGGAGUUGUCUGUGCCCUCUGGAGCCUCAGCAGAUCCUUCUUUCGGAACUCACUACCGAGAGCCCUGAACAGAAGCCACCAUGCAGUGCUUCGGCUUCAUUAAAACCAUGAUGAUCCUCUUCAAUUUCCUCAUCUUUCUGUGUGGUGUUGCCCUGUUGGCAGUGGGCAUCUGGGUGUCAGUCGAUGGGCCAUCUUUCCUGAAGAUCUUUGGGCCGCUGUCAUCCAGUGCCAUGCAGUUCGUCAACGUCGGCUACUUCCUCAUCGCAGCCGGUGCUAUACUCUUCGCUCUUGGUUUCCUGGGCUGCUACGGUGCUCACUCGGAGAACAAGUGCGCCCUCAUGAUGUUCUUCUUGAUCCUCCUCCUCAUCUUCAUCGCGGAGGUGGCAGCUGCCGUGGUGGCCCUGGUGUACACUACGAUGGCCGAGCACUUCCUGACGUUGCUGGUCGUGCCCGCCAUCAAGCAGGACUAUGGCUCCCAGAAGGACUUCACGCAAGUGUGGAACAGCACCAUGGCAGGGCUCGGGUGCUGUGGCUUCAACAACUACACGGACUUUGAGGGCUCCCCCUACUUCCUGAAGAACCAUACCUUUCCCCCAUACUGUUGCUCCAACAGUGGCAACGGCACAGCCACAGAAGCCUGCACGGAGGAGAGGGCUAAGGACAACAUUGUACAGGGUUGUUUCAGUCAGCUUCUGUAUGACCUCCGGGCCAAUGCGGUCACUGUGGGGGGCGUGGCAGCCGGAAUCGGGGCCUUGGAGCUGGCUGCCAUGAUUGUGUCCAUGUAUCUGUACUGCAAUCUGAAAUAAGUCUGCUCUGCCUCCGCCACUGCUGCUGCCACACACGAACUGAGGAGAGGCACCCUGGCACUGCCAGGUGGCAGUGAUUAGGGUGGGGACAGGAUCUAACAGUGUCACUUGGGCCAGAGUGGGCCGGCCUUGCUGCUCUGGACUGGGGGCCAAAUAGGGGAUCGCCCCCUUCAAGCUGUGCCUGACUUUUCCUUCCAUUGGUGGGCUUGGGGCCUGAAGCAGCCAGUUCUCCUGCCCAACCUCCAGUCUGUCCCUGAAACGCUUGACACCGCCUCAGGCCCAGGUGUGCUCUUGCUGAUCCCAGCAGCCUCCUGGGGGAUGAGAGAAAGACACCCUAUAGUACGGGCAUGUGCAAAACCAGCAGUCACCAGGCGGAUAUGUAGAAGGCACUUCAGAACCCAAUACCCAAUUAAAAUGUCUACAUUUGGAA
This is a messenger RNA of Canis lupus familiaris (dog), 1625 nucleotides long. RefSeq names its product tetraspanin 1 (gene TSPAN1). Bases 470 to 1195 code for a protein of 241 amino acids. The transcript has 10 exons. Gene Ontology annotation, cellular component: membrane. The record is from RefSeq and is a predicted model, not a curated record. NCBI's taxonomy places the organism in Eukaryota, Metazoa, Chordata, Mammalia, Carnivora, Canidae.